CCCAGACUGGGUAGGCUGAGAAAUGUUUACCCCAGCUGUCCUUCUGCCAUGUCACUUACUUGUUUUGGAUGCAGGCCGGAGAUGACACAGGUACUGCUUCAUGGACACAUUAAGUUGAUGGAUGUGUUUUUGCAGAAGUCUGGGUCUGAUAACAACACAAAGCUGAACAUACAGAGUUGCUUUUUGUAGACUGCCAUCUUGUUACUGGAUUGGAUUUUAUGUGCAUUUUCUGAGAAUCAUUUAUCUUUUAUAUUCUACUGAAGAUGUCUUAACAUGGAGUUCCCCCUUCAGGAUGAGCGACAGUCCUGUGUACUCAUGUAAAUACAUCUGCCUCUUAUACUGGAAGUUUUUCUUUUGGGCAAGAGGAACAUACCCCACUGGUUGCCUUGAGAACCCUUUUUUCUUCUGAUUCAUGAGCCAGCAGGAUGCGGUCACUGUGCUGUCAGAACGCCUUCUUAUAGCAGCACACAAAGGCCAGUUGGAUAAUGUGGUGAAGCUUAUCAACAAGGGUGCAAAAGUAGCCGUUACCAAGCACGGCCGUACCCCUCUUCACCUUGCUGCCUACAAAGGACACGUUGGUGUUGUGAGCAUUUUGCUGAAAGCAGGCUGUGAUCUUGACAUUCAAGAUGAUAAUGACCAGACUGCUCUUCAUCGGGCUGCAGUGGUCGGAAACACAGAGGUUAUUGCUGCUCUUAUUCAGGAAGGAUGUGCCUUGGAUCGUCAAGACAAGGAUGGUAACACAGCUCUACAUGAAGUUGCCUGGCAUGGAUUCAGCCAGUCUGUUAAACUGCUAGUCAAAGCAGGAGUAAAUGUUCUUGCAAAAAAUAAGGCAGGUAACACUCCUCUUCACCUUGCUUGCCAGAAUGGUCAUGCCCAGAGUACACGGAUCCUCCUGUUGGCUGGCUCCAGGGCAGAAAUCAAAAACAAUGCUGGAGAUACCUGUUUGCACAUUGCUACUCGCUAUAACCAUUUGUCCAUUAUUAGAAUCCUCCUCAGUGCAUUCUGCUCUGUCAGUGAAAAGAACCAGGCAGGAGACACCCCACUUCACAUUGCAGCUGCUCAAAACCAUAAAAAGAUAGCCAAAAUUAUUCUGGAAGCAGGGGCAGAUGGGGCUGCAGUUAACAAUGCAUCAAUGACUCCACUGGACACAGCUCGGUAUCAUAACAACCCAGAAACUGCACUUCUGCUCACCAGAGCUCCCCAGAUAAUGACCUUCAGUCGUGGAAGAAGCAUGAGGAAAAAGAGAGAGAAACUGAAAGAAGAAAGACGGGCCCAGUCCUGCCCCAGGGAUGAAGUGGCAAAGAGCAAGGGUAGUGUGUCAGCAGCAGAUGACACCCACAGUAGUGAACAAAUACCUCAUAGGAGAGGGAAUUUCAGGGAUGAACAUAGCUCAAGUACACCUGAGGAAAAACCUAGAAAGGAGAGGAAGAAAAAACGUCAGGCAAAGGUUUCUGCACGGUCAGGCGCUAUUUCAGUUGCAACCCAUCAGCAAAGUAGGGAAGAGUCUCAACAGGACCCACAUGCACAAAGAACAUGCGAGAAACAUCAUGAUUCAUCUAUGCCUCCACAUCAGUGCAUGCCACCACAUCGGUUCAAAGCCUACCAACUCUAUACAUUGUACAGGGGAGAAGAUGGUAAAAUCAUGCAGGCCCCUCUCAAUGGCUGUCGCUGUGAACCACUGAUCAAUAAACUGGAGAAUCAGCUAGAGGCCACAAAAGAGGAAAUAAAAUGCGAGCUGGAGACUGUCAAGGGACAAACAAAUGCAAAGCUAGGGCAGCUGGAUCGCAAGACUCAACACCAGCUGCGAGUCCUGGAUAAGCUCACAUCUGAGAGGAUUGCAGCAGAAAGAAUUGAAUGCCUUCACCGCAUUGACCAGAGAGCUGUUCAGGAGAAGACAGAAGGAGAAAAGCACCAGGUCUCAGUAGUUGAUGAACUUAAAACCUGGUGCAUAUCAAAAUUUCAGAACUUGGAGUCCAAACUUUCAGGGAAUCUGCAGCAUAAGUCAACCCCCACAGCCACAGAAACUGCAUUCAUAGUACAAGAUUCAGAAAGACUCCAGAAAAGUGAAGAUUCAGAGUUGUUUCCACUGGGGCCACAGCCGGUCAGCUCACAUCAUUGUCACUUCGAUUUGCAAAGUGGCAUUGCUGAAGAUUUGGCAACAACUAAAGUGCAGAGUUCUGAAGAAGGUUCCACAAAAAUGUAUUUUGUUGUUAAGCAAGACAGCCUGAAAGAUGGAAAACAGCAGUUUUCAGUUACUGGUUCAAUUCAGGCUGCUGUGGAAUCCCCUCCAGCUGUAAGGCCUAAAGAGACCAGUUCCAGUGCCUCUGGAAAAGUAUGUCAGGAACUGCCCCCAUAUGAGUUUUCAACUUCUGCAUUUAAACAUGCACCCUCCAGAACUACAGACAAACAACUAACUGAAGCAUUUCACCAACAUGGUGAGUCUGGACAGGAAAAAAGAACUCAAACAAAGAAGUCUGUGAUGGGAAAGACUGGUCAGUCCAAACAUCGACACCGUCAGCAAAGCUCAGGACAUGGCAACCAGGAACAGGGCUUCCUUCAUGACAGCACUGGUCAGCCUAUCUCUGGAAUCAGAGAUGGUUCCCAGGCACUUGAGCUUACGCAGUAUUUCUUUGAAGCUGUUUCUACUCAAAUGGAAAAGUGGUAUGAAAGGAAAAUUGAGGAAGUAAGUAGUCAAGCUGAGCAGAAGGUGAAAGAGGACAAAGCAGCCCUUCAGGAUAGAAUUCGUACCCUAGAAGAGGAAUUGCUUAAGCUGAGAACUGACGUGCCAAAAGACAGCUAGAAGCAAUAGUUGUAGUUGGGUACAGGAGACAGAAAGGGCACAAAGAUGCAAUGCAGUAGUCAAACUGAUGGAUAUGAUCUAUUUCUGGAAUAGAGCUGCUGUCACUGGUGUGAUGGCUUUUUGUUAGACUAUGUAAUCAAGUAAUAGUCACUAAAGUAACUGGCAAGACAAAAUUUCCAGCUAGAAAUACAUCUGCCAUAUCAAAGUGAUCACAAAAUAAACAAUGUCAGAAUUUUUUUUUUCUUUUUCAAAAGCAGUACUUCAGCAUUUUUAAUGUUUUAGUGUGAACUGUUAACUUUUACAACUACAGUGGUCAACAGAGUUUUUUUUAUAAUUUAGCCCUGUUUGUUUAUUCAAUUAACAUCACUAGGCAAAGUAAUGUUUUGUUUACCCCAGUUUGUCUAAAACGAAUAAAAUGUUAUUGUCAUGUGCCAUCAGGACAUAUCACAAUUACUCUGAGGAUAUUUCUUGUACUUGGUAACAUCUUUGGAGAGGUAAAUCAUUAGGACUAUGUGAAAAUUAUAGUUAUCAGUGGCCAUUAGUGAUAUGCCAGGUAUAUAUGUGCAGCAUCCGUUUCUGUUGUCAUUUCAUUAGAUUUAAGGAAGAAAAAAAUGUUAAUUUAGUCACCUUUUGUUUAUAGUGAUUUUAAUUAGUACUUUCUCAACUCUGCAUGCAUUUAAAGCCAAAGUAAGUUUCAUUUUGUUGUUGCAAGUGUAAAUAAAAACAUUUUUAAAGAAGUCAGACACA
Molecule: messenger RNA, 3547 nt
Organism: Protopterus annectens (West African lungfish)
Lineage: Eukaryota; Metazoa; Chordata; Ceratodontiformes; Protopteridae
Gene: ANKRD6
Product: ankyrin repeat domain 6
Exons: 17
Coding region: 413-2800 (795 amino acids)
Molecular function (GO): protein binding
Source: RefSeq, a predicted model, not a curated record